AUGGUUAUGGCACACCCCGGUUACCGGCUCAGCGGCCUCAUCGAGUUCCUGCUGCACCGCACCUACGCGGAGCUCACGGUGCUGGCCGACCUCCUGCCAAGAAAGACUGAUAUGGAAAGAAAAAUAGAAAUAGUACAGUUUGCAAGUCGCACACGUCAACUUUUUGUUCGGUUGUUAGCCUUAGUAAAGUGGGCUAAUAAUGCUGGGAAAGUGGAAAAAUGUGCGAUGAUAUCAAGUUUUCUAGAUCAACAAGCCAUUUUAUUUGUGGACACUGCUGAUCGUCUGGCAUCACUAGCUAGAGAUGCUUUGGUUCAUGCUCGCCUACCAAGUUUUGCUAUUCCAUAUGCUAUAGAUGUGCUAACAACUGGCUCAUACCCACGUCUACCAACAUGUAUAAGGGAUAAAAUAAUUCCUCCUGAUCCAAUUACAAAAAGUGAGAAGCAAACUACACUUCACCAGCUAAACCAGAUUCUUCGACAUCGACUAGUAACUACAGAUCUCCCUCCACAGUUGGCAAAUCUUACAGUUGCUAAUGGCCGUGUGAAGUUUCGAGUUGAAGGGGAGUUUGAAGCCACAUUGACAGUGAUGGGAGAUGACCCUGAUAUUCCCUGGCGUCUUCUCAAAUUGGAAAUUCUGGUCGAGGACAAAGAAACUGGAGAUGGUCGAGCCUUGGUUCACAGUAUGCAAAUCAACUUCAUCCAUCAGUUGGUCCAGUCCAGACUCUUUGCUGAUGAUAAACCACUUCAGGACAUGUACAACUGUUUACAUUCUUUCUGCUUAGCACUUCAGUUAGAAGUCUUACAUUCACAAACACUAAUGUUAAUCCGAGAGCGAUGGGGUGACCUUGUGCAAGUGGAACGGUAUCAUGCCGGGAAAUGUCUUUCGCUCUCUGUUUGGAACCAACAGGUGCUUGGGAGAAAAACAGGGACUGCAUCUGUUCACAAGGUCACUAUUAAGAUUGAUGAGACUGAUGUCUCAAAACCCUUGCAAAUAUCUCAUGAACCCCCACUUCCAGCCUGUGAUUCUAAACUGAUGGAAAGAGCCAUGAAGAUUGACCACCUAUCAAUAGAAAAACUCUUAAUAGAUAGUGUCCAUGCAAGAUCGCAUCAGAAACUCCAGGAGUUGAAAGCCAUUCUUAAGAACUACAAUGUUAAUGACAAUUCAUUUAUUGAGACGGCUCUUCCAACUCUUGUUAUUCCAAUAUUGGAACCAUGUGGCCGCUCUGAAUGUCUACAUGUUUUUGUAGACCUUCAUUCUGGAAUGUUUCAACUGAUGCUUUAUGGAAUUGAUCAGCUGACCUUAGACGAUGUAGAGAAGUCUCUUAAUGAUGAUAUGAAACGCAUCAUUCCUUGGCUCCAGCAGCUCAAGUUCUGGCUUGGACAACAGCGUUGCAAACAGUCUAUAAAACAUCUGCCCACAGUAAGCAGUGAAACAUUACAGCUAGCUAAUUAUGCUAGUCAUCCAGUGGGAAGCCUUUCCAAGCACAAACUGUUUAUCAAACUCACUCGCCUUCCACAGUACUACAUUGUGGUUGAGAUGUUUGACGUUCCUGGCAACCCCACAGAAUUAGAGUACAAAUAUCACUUUCUCUCUGUGAGCUGUGCUGAAGGAGAUGACAGCCCUGCUACUGCACUUUUACUACAGCAAUUCAAACCAAACAUUGAGGAGUUAGUACUAGACACAAAAAGUGGGAAGCAAGCAAAAAGUGGUGCCAAGCGCAAGUUGUCUGGUGAUCCCUGCUCUAUAGAACCUAAGAAACCAAAACGAUCAGGAGAAAUGUGUGCCUUCAAUAAAGUGCUAGCUCAUAUUGUAGCCAUGUGUGAUACAAACAUGCCAUUUAUAGGACUUCGUAUAGAGUUGUCUAACAUGGACAUUCCACACCAAGGACUACAGGUAGAAGGAGAUGGCUUCAGCCAUGCUAUACGUUUAUUGAAAAUUCCUCCCUGUAAGGGUGUAAGUGAGGAAACCCAGAAGGCUCUAGACCGUUCUCUUCUUGAUUGCACUUUCCGAUUACAAGGUAGAAAUAACCGCACGUGGGUGGCUGAGCUGGUAUUUGCAAACUGUCCACUUAGCAGCACUACUUCCAGGGAGCAAGGACCAACACGUCAUGUUUACCUGACUUAUGAAAACCAAUUAUCUGAACCAGUUGGGGGUCGCAAAGUUGUUGAGAUGUUCCUCAAUGAUUGGAACAGUAUUGCUAGACUAUAUGAAUGUGUGCUGGAGUUCGCACGAUCCUUACCAGACAUACCCAAUCACCUAAAUGUUUUCUCAGAGGUCCGUGUCUACAACUACCGCAAGCUCAUCCUUUGCUAUGGAAGUACCAAGGGAAGCUCAAUCAGUAUUCAGUGGAAUUCAGUACUUCAAAAAUUUCACAUUUCAUUGGGAACAGUUGGCCCUAACUCAGGUUGCAGUAACUGUCAUAAUACAAUUCUGCAUCAGCUCCAGGAGAUGUUCAAUAAAACACCAAAUGUGAUACAGCUAUUGCAGGUGUUGUUUGAUACACAAGCUCCAUUAAAUGCCAUCAACAAACUUCCGACAGUGCCCAUGCUGGGUCUGACUCAACGUACAAAUACUGCCUAUCAGUGCUUCUCAAUUCUGCCACAGUCACCCACACACAUCAGGCUGGCUUUUAGGAACAUGUAUUGUAUUGACAUCUACUGCCGGAGCCGCGGGGUGGUAGCAAUACGUGAUGGAGCCUAUAGUCUUUUUGACAACAGCAAAAUAGUGGAAGGCUUUUACCCUGCCCCAGGACUAAAGACAUUCCUGAACAUGUUUGUUGACAGUAAUCAGGACGCACGGAGACGAUCUGUAAAUGAGGAUGAUAAUCCACCUUCUCCUAUUGGGGGAGAUAUGAUGGAUUCAUUGAUAUCACAGCUUCAACCACAACAAGCACCGCAGCAACAGCAGCAGCAGCCAUUUGCAAAACAAGCAGGAGCAUCAGGAGCUUACCCUCUUACUUCACCACCCACAUCCUAUCACAACACAGUGACCCCAUCUCCCUCAAUGAUUCACACGCAGUCACCAGGAAAUCUACAUGCUGCAAGUUCCCCUAGUGGUGCUUUAAGAGCUCCAUCACCGGCCUCAUUUGGUCCAACUCCUUCACCUUCUUCUCUUGGAAUUACAAUGGGACAGACAGCUAACUUUGCUAGUCCACACGGUACGAUAGAUCCUAGUUCACCAUACACAAUGAUGUCACCCAGUCAGCGUGCAGGGAAUUGGCCAGGAUCUCCUCAGGUGUCUGGUCCCUCACCAGCAGCACGCAUGCCUGGAAUGUCACCAGCCAACCCUUCCCUCCAUUCUCCAGUCCCAGAUGCUUCUCAUUCCCCGCGAGCUGGAACAAGUUCCCAGACAAUGCCAACCAACAUGCCUCCACCUCGUAAACUACCUCAGCGCUCUUGGGCUGCGUCCAUCCCCACGAUCCUCACCCACAGUGCCUUGAAUAUUCUUUUGCUGCCCUCUCCUACUCCUGGGCUUGUGCCAGGACUAGCUGGUAGCUAUCUUUGCUCCCCUCUUGAACGAUUCCUUGGAUCAGUUAUUAUGAGGCGACAUCUUCAAAGGAUCAUCCAGCAGGAAACGUUACAGCUAAUAAACUCCAAUGAACCAGGUGUGAUAAUGUUUAAAACGGAUGCACUGAAGUGCAGGGUUGCUCUCAGUCCCAAAACCAACCAGACUUUGCAACUAAAAGUAACUCCUGAGAAUGCAGUACAGUGGAAACCAGAGGAACUACAAGUUUUGGAGAAAUUUUUUGAAACAAGGGUUGCAGGACCACCAUUUAAAGCAAACACCCUAAUAGCCUUUACAAAAUUGCUAGGAGCUCCUACACACAUCCUCAGGGACUGUGUACACAUCAUGAAACUUGAGCUGUUCCCUGAUCAGGCAAGUCAGCUGAAGUGGAAUGUGCAGUUUUGCUUAACUAUUCCUCCCAGUGCCCCACCAAUUGCACCUCCUGGAACACCUGCUGUGGUGCUGAAAUCCAAAAUGUUGUUUUUUCUUCAGUUAACGCAGAAAACGACAGUCCCACAGGAAGCUGUUAGUAUUAUUGUCCCAAUUAUUUAUGAUAUGGCUUCAGGUACAACACAACAGGCAGACAUUCCCAGGCAACAGAACUCUUCUGUCGCUGCUCCCAUGAUGGUUAGCAAUAUUCUGAAGAGGUUUGCUGAACUGAAUUCACCACGACCAGGUGAAUGCACAAUCUUUGCAGCUGUUCGUGAUUUGAUGCUCAAUCUUACCCUGCCCCCUGGUGGGCGUCCAUAGACACUUUUAAAAAGAAGGCUGAAAAGCAAGAGACAAAACAGCCCCCCAAAAAAUCAAUCUCUGAAAUAAGCCUUCAAUUAAAAAAGAGGAUGUUUUAACAGGUUACACUUUUUUAAAAAGAGCUAAAUAUAAUAAACUGGCAAAUUUUCAGGGAUGCACUUUCAUCAAAUGGUCAUUAACAUAAUUUUUGUAUAGUGCUGUUGUAUAGUGUGUUUUAAUGGGAGACAUUUCAGACUAGGUAAUAGAUUGAAGUAUCAGCUUGCUGGUAAUAGAUUUAAUAUUCUGUUUUAUACUAUAAAGAUUAUGAAAAUGCCAAACUUGUUUGUUUUUUGUUAUGUUUUGGUGUAAUAGUCUUUUUUUAAGGCAGGUCUGUCAUUUUGAAUACUGUAAAACUGUGACAAACUUUAUAUUGAAGCUGUAUUUUAAUAUGACUGCUUUGAAUCCUUAAACAAAUUAUUUGGGCUUGUUGUAAACAUGUCCCCCAAAAAAGCAAUAUUUAAUAAACUGGAUUAAAAAUUC
Messenger RNA from Gavialis gangeticus (Gharial), 4773 nucleotides. RefSeq names its product mediator complex subunit 14 (gene MED14). Lineage: Eukaryota; Metazoa; Chordata; Crocodylia; Gavialidae. Gene Ontology annotation, cellular component: mediator complex; core mediator complex. Gene Ontology annotation, molecular function: transcription coregulator activity. The record is from RefSeq and is a predicted model, not a curated record. Gene Ontology annotation, biological process: regulation of transcription by RNA polymerase II. The coding region runs from base 1 to 4254 and encodes 1417 amino acids. The transcript has 32 exons.